Molecule: messenger RNA, 609 nt
Organism: Hypoxylon fragiforme
Lineage: Eukaryota; Fungi; Ascomycota; Sordariomycetes; Xylariales; Hypoxylaceae
Exons: 1
Coding region: 182-406 (74 amino acids)
Source: RefSeq, a predicted model, not a curated record
CUAUCAUUUUCCCAAAAAGGGAUCUUUUCAUUAUAUAAUAUUAUAUAUGAUUAUGUAACAUUCCGCCUUUGAAUCCCAAAAUACAAUACGAGUUUUCUCCUUGUAUUAUCCGAAUUCUUGAAUACAUAUCACAUCUGGGUACCCUAGCUUAUCAGCUACAUACAUAGAAGUUUACAUAUGUAUGUAUUGUACAUAUGUACUACUAGUAGUAACACACCUGGCAUAUGAUAUUGAAGCAAUUCAAAUGCCAUGCCAGGCUAAUCGAUUCACACACAAUCGAGAAUCCUGGAGAAUUAAGCUAAAAACCAAAAAAAAAAGCUGCAGCCCAAAAUCAUCCAUACGUAACUCAGUUCGCCAGCCCUGUCAGUUCUCCAUCAUCAUCAACGAUCUCCCCCAAUGUGGGUAAUAUCCCAGGAAUAGUUUCGGCAUCAUUAUAGUUCGCCUGAUCCGCUCAACCUCUAAAUAGGGGUAAAGAAACAAGCACUAGACAAGUCGGCGCCAAAUGAGGUGAUAAAUCGACCCACCAACCAGACAGAGCUCCCCGCCUUAAAUACUUAUAUCCCACAUAGGCACUCCAGGCAUCCUACCUAGACCCGGACGGCGGUGAUG